AUGACGCAGGGUCCGGGCGGGCGCACGCCCCCCGCGCCCCCCGCGCCCCCGGAGCCCGAGGCGCCCACCACCUUCUGCGCGCUGCUGCCGCGCAUGCCGCAGUGGAAGUUCGCCGCCCCCGCGGGCUUCCUGGGCCGGGGCCCGGCGGCGGCGCGCACGGCCGGGGGCGCGGGGGGCGCGGGGGGCGCGGGGGGCGCCGACCCGCAGCCGGAGGAGGCCGCGCCCGGGGGCGUCCCCGCGCUGGCAGCCGCGGUCCUGGGCGCCUGCGAGCCCCGCUGCGCCGCGCCGUGUCCGCUGCCCGCGCUCAGCCGCUGCCGGGCCGCAGGGGCGCGGGGGCCGCGGGGCGCGCGGGGGGGCGCGGGGCCCCCGGACGCCGCCGCCGCCGCCGAGUGGAUCCGCAAGGGCAGCUUCAUCCACAAGCCGGCGCACGGCUGGCUGCACCCCGACGCCAGGGUCCUGGGGCCCGGGGUCUCCUACAUCGUGCGGUACAUGGGCUGCAUCGAAGUCCUCCGCUCCAUGCGCUCUCUGGAUUUUAACACUCGCACCCAGGUGACCAGGGAAGCCAUCAACCGGCUCCACGAGGCGGUGCCUGGCGUCCGGGGCUCCUGGAAGAAGAAGGCCCCCAACAAAGCGCUGGCCUCCAUCCUGGGCAAGAGCAACCUGCGCUUCGCCGGCAUGAGCAUCGCCGUGAGCAUCUCCACAGACGGCCUCAACCUCUCCGUGCCCGCCACGCGCCAGAUCAUUGCCAACCACCACAUGCAGUCCAUCUCCUUCGCGUCAGGCGGCGACACGGACAUGACGGACUAUGUGGCCUACGUAGCCAAGGAUCCCAUCAACCAGAGAGCCUGCCACAUCCUGGAGUGCUGCGAGGGCCUCGCCCAGAGCAUCAUCAGCACCGUGGGCCAGGCCUUCGAGCUGCGCUUCAAGCAGUACCUGCACAGCCCGCCCAGGGUGGCGGUGCCCCCGGAGAGGCUCACCAGGCCCGAGGAGUCGGCCUGGGGCGACGAGGACGAAGCGGACCACAAUUACUACAACAGCAUCCCGGGGAAGGAGCCACCCCCGGGCGGGCUGGUGGACUCCAGGCUCGCCCUGGCUCAGCCCGGUGCCCUCGGGGCCCUCGGCCAGGGGGCAGCUCCUGCUCGACGGGACGCCCGCAGCCUGCCAUGGGACCUGGGCCCGUCAGGUGCUGAUUUUUCCAUGUGUAGUCAAGCCAAUUCAGUGCGUACAUCGUCCGGCUCGCUCCUGCAGAUGGUGCAUCGUGUGCACACUCCCACCGUGCGUUCGCCACACGGCCGACCCCGCACCGGGGCCCGGAGAAAGCGUGCAGUUGCCCUCCCGUCAGGCCCACCGGGGGACGGCUACGUGCAGGCCGACGCCAGGGGCCCCAGAGACUACGAGGACCACCUGUACGUCAACACGCAGGGUCUGGAUGCCCCGGAGCUCCCGCAGGCAGAGGACAGCCCCAAGAAGGAUCUGUUUGACAUGCGACCCUUCGAGGAUGCUCUGAAGCUGCACGAGUGCUCUGCGGGGGCGGGCACGGCGGUGGCGCCCCUUCCCGUGGAGGAUCAGUGGCCCAGCCCCCCCACCCGCCGGGCGCCCAUCGCCCCCACGGAGGAGCAGCUGCGGCAGGAACCCUGGUACCAUGGCCAGAUGAGCCGGAGGGCGGCAGAGAAGCUGCUCCGAGCCGACGGGGACUUCCUGGUGCGCGACAGCGUCACUAACCCCGGGCAGUACGUCCUCACGGGCAUGCACGCGGGGCAGCCCAAGCACCUGCUGCUGGUGGACCCAGAGGGCGUGGUGCGGACCAAGGAUGUGCUCUUUGAGAGCAUCAGCCACCUCAUCGACUACCACCUGCAGAACGGGCAGCCCAUCGUGGCCGCCGAAAGCGAGCUGCAUCUGCGCGGGGUGGUCAAACGUGAGCCCUGAGCCAGGAGGAGGAACAGCACAGAGGGGAAGACACUGCCCCAGGUCGCACUGCAAGAACGUGUGGAGCUGAGACCUCAGCCCGGCCCCUCGGCCCGAGGACCCUCGCUGGGCCCCGUAACCCGGGGAGCCCCCUGAGCCCAGGUCCCCGCUCCUGCUGUGGCUGCUGCACAGCCCACCGCUGACGUCUCCGUCCCUUUCUUCCCCAGGUGAUGGUUCUUGGCUCCCGUCCUGCUGCGCAGAUGCCCCCGUCGUGGCCUUAGGGCUCCUCAGCCUCUCUCCAAACUCUGGUCAGGCUAGAACCGCCGCUGUCUCUCCUUCCUCCGGUUGGGCCUCUGGAUCUCCCUUCUUCAGCUGGCCCUGGGCUGGGUCAGCGAGGCCAAGAGAUGGGGGCCCAAGACCCCUUCUUCCCGCUGACCCCUGCCUGCCUCCACCCUCUCUCUGCCUGGGGUGAGGCCGUCCAUACCAAAGACAGAACCUUCUCUCACCUUUAAAGAAAAUAUACUACGGAAACGCA
This is a messenger RNA of Canis lupus familiaris (dog), 2440 nucleotides long. It is a transcript of the gene SHC2, whose product is annotated as SHC adaptor protein 2. Gene Ontology annotation, molecular function: receptor tyrosine kinase binding. The coding region runs from base 1 to 1926 and encodes 641 amino acids. The transcript is spliced from 14 exons. The record is from RefSeq and is a predicted model, not a curated record. Gene Ontology annotation, biological process: intracellular signal transduction; cell surface receptor protein tyrosine kinase signaling pathway. Gene Ontology annotation, cellular component: plasma membrane. NCBI's taxonomy places the organism in Eukaryota, Metazoa, Chordata, Mammalia, Carnivora, Canidae.